Molecule: messenger RNA, 1074 nt
Organism: Encephalitozoon hellem ATCC 50504
Lineage: Eukaryota; Fungi; Microsporidia; Unikaryonidae
Exons: 1
Coding region: 1-1074 (357 amino acids)
Molecular function (GO): 4 iron, 4 sulfur cluster binding
Source: RefSeq, a predicted model, not a curated record
AUGUCCUUCUUCACAAAUCUUCCCAAGGACAACCGCAAAUGCACCAAGACAGACACUCCAUUUGACUUGUCCCUAAGCGACUGUCUUGCAUGCAGUGGAUGUGUAUCUGCAGAUGAGGUCGGCGCUCUUUCUGCAGAUACCUCCUUCAUCCUGGACUUGUCUCCGCAAACUUCGUUUAUUCUCUCUCCCCAAUCGAAAGUGAAUAUCUUCAAUGUCUAUAGGGCGGGAAAUAUGAGCUACAAGGAGUUCGAGUGCGUCCUAUCUUCCUUUCUCAAGGCCAGGUUCAAUGUAUACAAGAUAGUUGAUACCUCUUGUAUGAGAAGCAAAAUCUAUGAAGAGGUGUACAAGGAGUAUUUAGCCACAGACCACAUGAUAAUCAGCGCAUGCCCGGGAGUGGUUACAUAUGUUGAGAGAACAGCCCCGCAUCUCAUUGGGUAUUUAUCGAGAGUCAAGUCUCCUCAGCAGAUGGCGUUUUCUCUUGUGAAGGGAACUAGGACGGUGAGUGUAAUGCCAUGCCACGAUAAGAAGCUGGAGAAUGGGAGAGAUGGCCUGGCUCUCGACUUCAUUCUGACCACAAGGGAGUUCUGCCAGGUGCUUGGAAAGCUUGGAUUUGAAGCGUUCAUUAAGUCUGGAGCCACAAACUUCCAUGGCCUGGAGAAGAUGGAGAUAACACAGUGGAAUAUCGGGACAAGUUCUGGAGGAUACUCAGAGUCCAUACUUAGAAGGUUCCACUCUGUAAAGAUUGUAAAAGACGAGAAUGGGGUCAAGGAAUAUGUAGUGGAUGACGGAAGCAUUAUAUCGCAGAUAACAGGGCUUGAGAACACCCUGAACUACCUCAGAAGGAGUAGGACUAAGGGCGCUGGAUACAAGAUGGCCGAGAUAUUUAUAUGCAAGAAUGGCUGCAUUGGAGGCCCUGGGCAGGAAAGAAUAAACAGUGUCGAGAUGGAUCUCAAGGAAUACAAUUUCUGUGGAAAGGAGCAGCCGGAUAUUCACCAUUUGCCACCCGAACUAGAAGAAAAAAGAACGUUUAAGCAAAUAAAGGUGAAAAGAGUAGGUUUCAAAGUUGAUUGGUAA